Messenger RNA from Drosophila erecta, 2737 nucleotides. It is a transcript of the gene Dop1R1, whose product is annotated as dopamine receptor 1. Bases 542 to 2032 code for a protein of 496 amino acids. Gene Ontology annotation, molecular function: G protein-coupled receptor activity. Gene Ontology annotation, biological process: adenylate cyclase-activating adrenergic receptor signaling pathway. The record is from RefSeq and is a predicted model, not a curated record. Gene Ontology annotation, cellular component: membrane. The transcript is spliced from 6 exons. Lineage: Eukaryota; Metazoa; Arthropoda; Insecta; Diptera; Drosophilidae.
UCGACGUUCAGCCUUCAGUUCGCACGGUUCGGCAAGCGGUGGCCAUCUGGAGAGAUAGCGCCAGAUAAGCAACCAGCCAAUCCUUAUAAGCGGACAUAAGCCCGAGUGCCGAUCGAGAAUUCUUGACGGGCGUGCGUGUGUGUGUGUGCGAGUGUGUGUGUGUCAGUCAAGUGUGUGCGUGGCACGAGCAUAUACGUAUAUGGUGCAUAUGUAUUAAUCAUCUGAGCAGUGACUUUAAUGCUGUAAUUUCGCCUGAUUGAUGGCUGGACAUGACUCUGGGUCGCGUUUUCCGCGUUGCCUGAAUCCCAAAUCCAGCGAGCUCCUUAGUCCGUCUGAGCAUGCUUGAAUUGCCGCAUUUAGUAUCGAAGAAGUGUAUUAGCAGAAUGCUGCAUUGCCGUAGUCGGGCAAUUUAUUGCCGUACCCGCAACUGAGAAUCUCUCGCUGAAAAGGGGAAGCAACCAUCCAACCAUCCAGCCAUCCAGCCAUCCAUCCAUUCAUCUACACACCACACCCAUUCGGUUUCCUAAUCAUCGUUGCUCCAAUGACAAAUGCGAUGCGGGCGAUUGCUGCAAUCGCAGCAGGAGUGGGUUCAGUGGCCGCCACGGUCGCAACCAGCACCACCAGUUCCAUCAGCAGCAGCACCACCACCAUCAGCACCAGCAGCGGCACCACCAUCGGCGGGAAUAACACCAGUGGGAGCACCGGAUUCCCAACCAAUUCCACGCUGCUGGACGCCGAUCAUCUGCCGCUGCAGCUCACGACCGCCAAGAUGGACCUGGACAUUGAAAUCGACAUCCAACUGCUGACAAAUGGCUACGAUGGCACAACGUUGACAUCGUUCUACAAUGAGAGCAGCUGGACAAAUGCGUCUGAAAUGGAUACAAUAGUUGGUGAGGAACCGGAGCCGCUGUCACUUGUGUCAAUUGUAGUUGUUGGCAUCUUCCUAUCGGUGCUGAUAUUCCUCUCGGUGGCCGGGAACAUCCUGGUGUGCCUGGCCAUCUACACGGAGCGCAGCCUGCGCCGGAUCGGCAAUCUGUUCCUGGCCUCGUUAGCGAUUGCGGAUCUGUUCGUGGCCUCGCUGGUGAUGACCUUCGCCGGUGUCAACGAUUUGCUGGGAUAUUGGAUCUUUGGAGCGCAGUUUUGUGAUACUUGGGUGGCCUUUGAUGUCAUGUGCUCGACGGCGUCAAUUCUGAACCUGUGCGCCAUCUCGAUGGACCGCUACAUUCACAUCAAGGAUCCGCUCAGAUACGGCCGCUGGGUGACACGACGCGUGGCUGUCAUCACCAUCGCCGCCAUUUGGCUGCUGGCCGCGUUCGUCUCCUUUGUGCCCAUCUCGCUGGGCAUCCAUCGGCCGGACCAGCCGCUGAUUUUCGAGGACAAUGGCAAAAAGUAUCCAACAUGCGCCCUGGACCUCACGCCCACCUACGCCGUCGUGUCCAGCUGUAUCAGUUUCUACUUCCCCUGCGUGGUCAUGAUUGGCAUCUACUGUCGACUAUACUGCUAUGCCCAGAAGCACGUGAAGUCCAUCAAGGCGGUCACCCGACCAGGUGAGGUGGCCGAGAAGCAGCGCUACAAGAGCAUCCGGCGCCCAAAGAACCAGCCCAAGAAGUUCAAGGUGCGCAACCUGCACACCCACAGUUCGCCAUAUCACGUAUCCGACCACAAGGCGGCCGUCACGGUGGGCGUGAUCAUGGGCGUGUUCCUCAUCUGCUGGGUGCCCUUCUUCUGCGUCAACAUCACGGCCGCCUUCUGCAAGACCUGCAUCGGCGGACAGACCUUCAAGAUCCUCACCUGGCUGGGCUACUCGAACUCGGCCUUCAAUCCGAUCAUCUACUCGAUCUUCAACAAGGAGUUCCGCGACGCCUUCAAGCGCAUCCUGACCAUGCGCAAUCCGUGGUGCUGUGCCCAGGAUGUGGGCAACAUCCACCCGCGGAACAGCGAUCGCUUCAUCACGGACUAUGCCGCCAAGAAUGUGGUGGUGAUGAACUCGGGCCGCUCGAGCGCCGAACUGGAGCAGGUGUCUGCGAUUUGACCAAAAGGCUGUCUGAAUCUCACCGGCGGCGGAGCCACCUGGCUGCCCUGCGGAUGCGGCGGUCUGCGCGUGGACGACGAUGACGAUGGAGCGCUGACCACGCGGUAUGUUCCAUGAGAUUCGGUCACGGCGGCCACCGCCACCAUUGUGGAGACCGUGGAGGCCGCGCAUAUGGAGACGGAGCUGCUCUAGGCCGGCAAAUGGGUUCCUAAAACCAACUCGAUGUCUCACAGUUUAAACCGUAAGCAAUCCCAGCCCUCUGCCCUACUGACCCAGUGGAUAUGGAAACCUGUAAGUAUUAUCAGCGCGUCCCCGAGACUAAGCAAUCAACUAUGCGUAUACUUAAUCGCACUAGUAUCUAGCUGUAAGUCCCACUAACAAAAGGAAUACAAAUCAGAAAAACAAAAUGGAAACCCAACCCGAAACGUGAUUAGGUCUAAGAUCUUCAACCCGGCACCUAAGAGAGCUUCUAGUUAAGUUUCCGUUUGGAUAUUCAUGGCGGUUUGUCUCCAUGCAAAUGCGAUUAUUAUGAAGUGACACAUGUCACUUGCCACAUUUCUCACUCACUCACCCAUCCAAACAAACAAGCACACACGCACACAACAACAAGCCACACAGAUACAUGGGGAAAAAGAAAGAAAACGUUGCAUACAUCGCGGCGCCCUCAUAUUCGAACAGCUCUACAUUUGAUUUAUUGAUGAAAAU